Molecule: messenger RNA, 2048 nt
Organism: Raphanus sativus (radish)
Lineage: Eukaryota; Viridiplantae; Streptophyta; Magnoliopsida; Brassicales; Brassicaceae
Product: cell division cycle 20.1, cofactor of APC complex-like
Exons: 2
Coding region: 1-1338 (445 amino acids)
Biological process (GO): positive regulation of anaphase-promoting complex-dependent catabolic process; positive regulation of ubiquitin protein ligase activity; anaphase-promoting complex-dependent catabolic process
Cellular component (GO): anaphase-promoting complex
Molecular function (GO): protein binding; ubiquitin ligase activator activity; anaphase-promoting complex binding
Source: RefSeq, a predicted model, not a curated record
AUGGACACUUCUUCGUAUUUGAAAGCCCAGGCUCGCAUUCCUUUUCGACGACGCUACUUCCUUCCCCAAAACAGCUCCAAGGAAAACCUUGACCGAUUCAUACCAAACCGAUCAGCGAUGGAUUUCGACUACGCUCACUUCGCUCUUACAGAAGGAAGAGAAGCAAAAGAAGAAAAGGUAAGUCCAUCAAGAGAAGCUUAUAGAAAGCAGUUAGCUGAGGCUUUGAAUCUUAACCGAACUCGAAUCCUUGCCUUCAGGAACAAACCUUCUACUUCAGUCCCCAAGGAUCACUCUGCUUCUUCUUCUUCUUCUCUUCACUACCAACGGUUUCAACCCUUGAAGCCUCCUAGACGCAUCCCUCAGAGUCCCGAGAGAACUCUUGAUGCUCCUGGUCUUUUGGAUGACAUGUACCUUAACGUUCUCGACUGGAGCAGUGCUAAUGUCGUAGCCGUCGCCUUGGACAAGUCUGUUUGUCUCUGGGAUGCUUCCACCGGCUCUGUGACUGAGCUUGUCAGGUAUGGCGAAGAUAAAGGACCUGUCACAAGUGUGAACUGGGCACAUGAUGGUGUCAAUCUCGGAGUUGGGCUCAAGAAUGGUGAAGUAGACAUUUGGGAUUGUGAAACCAAGAGUCUAAUGAGAACACUGGGAGGUUGCCACCACGAACCAGUUGGGUCGUUGGCGUGGAACAGUCACAUCCUGACGAGUGGAGGAAUGGACGGACGUAUCUUCAACAGCGAUGUGCGGAUCAGGUCAUCCGUUGUGGCGACUUACAAGGGUCACAGUGGAGAGGUUUGUGGGCUCAAGUGGUCAGGAUCUGGUGAGCGACUAGCUAGUGGUGGCAGGGACAAUCUAGUGCACAUAUGGGAUCGUUCUAGUUCAACGCAGUGGCUGCACAGGCUCAGGGGGCAUACAUCUGGGGUUAAAGCUCUCGGUUGGUGUCCUUUCCAAACCCAUUUGCUUGCAUCUGGAGGUGGUGAAGAAGACGGGAAGAUAAAGUUCUGGAACACUCAGACAGGGGCUUGCUUGAAUUCGGUUGACACUGGUUCCCAAGUUUCUUGUCUGUUAUGGAGCAACAAGGAAAGAGAGCUGCUUAGCUCACGUGGGUCUCAGCUCACACUGUGGAAGUACCCAUCGAUGGUGAAAAUGGCUGAGCUUUCUGGUCAUGAAUCGAGCGUUAUAUCUAUGUCCCAGAGUCCAGAUGGUUGUACUGUAGUUUCAGGGGCUGGAGACGAGAAACUGAUGUUUUGGAAUGUUUUCGGAGUACCUGGCACCGCCAAAAAACCUGUUCCCAAAGGAGCUCGUGAGCCGUUUUCUCAUGUGGCUCGUAGUAUUCGGUGAGAGCGUGAACACAACAAUGAAAAACACUGAAGAAAAAUGAUCGAAGUACAGGUUAAUUGUGUAGUUUAGUCACUAGAGUUUCUAAGUUGAAUAAUGCGAAUAGAAUAGGAUGAGUGAAGAUAAUUGAUAUGAGACUAGGAGUACAGGUUCAUUAUAGAAUAGGAUGAGUGAAGAUAAUUGAUAGGAGACUAGGAGUACAGGUUCAUUGUGUAAUUUAGUCAUUAGAGUUGCUAAGUAGAAUAAUACUAAUAGAAUAGGAUUAGUAGUGAAGAUAAUUGAUAGGAGACUAGGAGCAGAUUAGGAGUACAGGUUCAUUAUAGAAUAGGAUGAGUGAAGGCAAUUGAUCGAAGUACAGGUUCAUUGUGUAAAUUAGUCAUCAGAGUUGCUAAGUAAAAGAAUGUUAAUAGAAUAGGAUGAGUGAAGAAAAUUGAUAGGAUUACAGGUUCAUUGUGUAAUAUAGUCCUCUCUGGACGUUUUGGCCACACGUGAUCGUUUACUUCUCAAAACGUUUCUCUUAUCUUUCUUCAUUUGUUGUAUACAUGUAUAUCUUUGGACAAAAAUUGUUGGUUUACAGCUGGUUUAUUCCGGUUUGUUCUGUACGAAAUUGGUUUGCAACCCGGUUUGUUCUAAACAACUUGAGCGUAGAGCACUAGUUGUUGGUAAAAAGAGCUAUGUUUGUUUACAUGAGUCUGUUAUGAAGCAGAAUAAGA